Molecule: messenger RNA, 4386 nt
Organism: Elephantulus edwardii (Cape elephant shrew)
Lineage: Eukaryota; Metazoa; Chordata; Mammalia; Macroscelidea; Macroscelididae
Gene: ARID1A
Product: AT rich interactive domain 1A (SWI-like)
Biological process (GO): chromatin remodeling; regulation of transcription by RNA polymerase II; positive regulation of DNA-templated transcription
Cellular component (GO): brahma complex; nucleoplasm; nBAF complex
Molecular function (GO): DNA binding; nucleosome binding
Source: RefSeq, a predicted model, not a curated record
AUGGCCGCGCAGGUCGCCCCCGCCGCCGCCAGCAGCCUGGGUAACCCGCCGCCGCCGCCCUCGGAGCUGAAGAAAGCGGAGCAGCAGCAGCGGGAGGAGGCAGGGGGCGAGGCGGCGGCGGCAGCGGCCGAGCGCGGGGAAAUGAAGGCAGCCGCCGGGCAGGAGAGCGAGGGCCCCGCUGUGGGGCCGCCGCAGCCGCUGGGAAAGGAGCUGCAGGACGGGGCCGAGAGCAAUGGGGGUGGCGGCGGCGGAGCCGGCAGCGGCGGGCCCAGCGCGGAGCCGGACCUGAAGAACUCGAACGGGAACGCGGGCCCUAGGCCCGCCCUGAACAAUAACCUCACGGAGCCGCCCGGCGGCGGCGGUGGCGGCAGCAGCGACGGGGUGGGGGCGCCUUCUCACUCGGCCGCGGCCGCCCUGCCGCCCCCAGCCUACGGCUUCGGGCAGCCCUACGGUCGGAGCCCGUCCGCCGUCGCCGCCGCCGCGGCCGCCGUCUUCCACCAACAACAUGGCGGACAACAAAGCCCUGGCCUGGCAGCGCUGCAGAGCGGCGGCGGCGGCGGGGGCCUGGAGCCCUACGCGGGGCCCCAGCAGAACUCGCACGACCAUGGCUUUCCCAACCACCAGUACAACUCCUACUACCCCAACCGCAGCGCCUACCCCCCGCCCCCCCAGGCCUACGCGCUGAGCUCCCCGAGAGGCGGCACUCCGGGCCCCGGCGUGGCGGCAGCUGCGGGUUCCAAGCCGCCUCCCUCCUCCAGCGCUUCGGCCUCCUCGUCGUCUUCGUCCUUCGCUCAGCAGCGCUUCGGGGCCAUGGGGGGAGGCGGCCCCUCCGCGGCCGGCGGGGGAACCCCCCAACCUACCGCCACCCCCACCCUCAACCAACUGCUCACGUCGCCCAGCUCGGCCCGGGGCUACCAGGGCUACCCCGGGGGCGACUACGGCGGCGGGCCCCAGGACGGGGGCUCCGGCAAGGGCCCAGCGGACAUGGCCUCCCAGUGCUGGGGGGCCGCGGCGGCGGCGGCGGCGGCAGCCUCGGGAGGGGCCCAACAAAGGAGCCACCACGCGCCCAUGAGCCCAGGGAGCAGCGGCGGGGGCCAGCCACUCGCCCGGACCCCGCAGCCGUCCAGUCCAAUGGAUCAGAUGGGCAAGAUGAGACCUCAGCCAUAUGGCGGGACUAAUCCAUACUCGCAGCAACAACAGGGACCUCCAACAGGACCGCAACAAGGACAUGGGUACCCAGGGCAGCCAUAUGGGUCUCAGACCCCACAGCGGUACCCGAUGACCAUGCAGGGCCGAACACAGAGUACCAUGGGCGGCCUCUCUUAUGCACAGCAGAUUCCUCCUUAUGGACAACAAGGCCCCAGUGGGUAUGGUCAGCAGGGCCAGACUCCAUAUUACAACCAGCAAAAUCCUCACCCCCAGCAGCAGCAGCCACCCUACUCCCAGCAGCCACCAUCCCAGACCACUCAUGCCCAGCCUUCUUAUCAGCAGCAGCCGCAGUCUCAGCCACCACAGCUCUCGUCUUCUCAGCCUCCAUACUCCCAACAGCCAUCCCAGCCUCCACAUCAGCAGUCCCCAACCCCAUACCCCUCCCAGCAGUCCACUACACAACAGCAUCCCCAGAGCCAGCCACCGUACUCCCAGCAACAGGCACAGUCUCCCUACCAGCAGCAGCAACCUCAGCAGCCAGCAUCCUCGACGCUCUCGCAGCAGGCUGCAUACCCUCAGUCCCAGUCUCAGCAGUCACAGCAAACUGCCUAUUCCCAGCAGCGCUUCCCUCCACCACAGGAGUUAUCUCAAGAUUCAUUUGGGUCUCAGGCAUCCUCAGCCCCCUCAAUGACCUCCAGUAAGGGAGGACAAGAAGAUAUGAACUUGAGCCUUCAGUCAAGACCCUCAAGCUUACCUGAUCUAUCUGGUUCAAUAGAUGAUCUCCCCAUGGGGACAGAAGGAGCUCUGAGCCCUGGAGUGAGCACGUCAGGGAUUUCCAGCAGCCAAGGAGAGCAGAGUAACCCAGCUCAGUCUCCUUUCUCUCCUCAUACCUCCCCUCACCUGCCUGGCAUCCGAGGCCCUUCCCCAUCUCCUGUUGGCUCUCCCGCCAGUGUUGCUCAGUCUCGCUCAGGACCACUCUCGCCUGCUGCAGUGCCAGGCAACCAGAUGCCACCUCGGCCACCCAGUGGCCAGUCAGACAGCAUCAUGCAUCCUUCCAUGAAUCAGUCAAGCAUUGCCCAAGAUCGAGGUUACAUGCAAAGAAACCCCCAAAUGCCCCAGUACAGCUCCCCCCAGCCCGGUUCAACCUUAUCUCCACGUCAACCUUCUGGAGGACAGAUGCACACAGGCAUGGGCUCCUACCAGCAAAACUCUAUGGGGAGCUAUGGUCCCCAGGGGGCUCAGUAUGGCCCACAAGGAGGCUACCCCAGGCAGCCAAAUUAUAAUGCCUUGCCCAAUGCCAACUACCCCAGUGCAGGCAUGGCUGGAAGCAUGAACCCUAUGGGUGCUGGAGGUCAAAUGCAUGGACAGCCUGGCAUCCCUCCUUAUAGCACUCUCCCUCCAGGAAGAAUGAGUCAUGCCUCCAUGGGCAACCGGCCUUAUGGCCCAAAUGGCCAAUAUGCCACCUCAGGUUGGGUCAGGGAUGUGUCCCCCCCAGGGAGCAUGAAUCGAAAAUCUCAAGAAACUGCUGUUGCCAUGCAUGUUGCUGCCAACUCUAUCCAAAACCGGCCACCAGGCUACCCUAAUAUGAAUCAAGGGGGCAUGAUGGGAACUGGAUCUCCCUAUGGACAAGGGAUUAAUAGUAUGGCUGGUAUGAUCAACCCUCAGGGACCCCCAUAUCCCAUGGGUGGAACCAUGGCCAAUAAUUCAGCAGGAAUGGCAGCCAGUCCAGAGAUGAUGGGCCUUGGUGAUGUCAAGUUAACCCCAGCCACAAAAAUGAACAAUAAGGCAGAUGGGACACCCAAGACAGAGUCCAAAUCCAAGAAAUCCAGUUCCUCUACAACAACUAAUGAGAAGAUUACUAAAUUGUAUGAGCUAGGUGGUGAGCCUGAGAGGAAAAUGUGGGUAGACCGUUAUCUGGCCUUCACAGAAGAGAAGGCCAUGGGAAUGACAAACCUGCCUGCUGUGGGCAGGAAACCUCUGGACCUCUAUCGCCUCUAUGUGUCUGUGAAGGAGAUUGGUGGAUUGACUCAGGUCAACAAGAACAAAAAAUGGCGGGAACUUGCAACUAACCUCAAUGUGGGCACCUCAAGCAGUGCUGCCAGCUCCUUGAAAAAGCAGUAUAUCCAGUGUCUCUAUGCCUUUGAGUGCAAGAUUGAACGGGGAGAAGACCCUCCCCCAGACAUCUUUGCAGCUGCUGAUUCAAAGAAGUCCCAGCCCAAGAUCCAGCCUCCUUCUCCUGCUGGAUCAGGGUCUAUGCAGGGGCCACAGACUCCUCAGUCAACCAGCAGUUCCAUGGCAGAAGGAAGUGACCUGAAGCCACCAACUCCGGCAUCUACACCACACAGUCAGAUCCCCCCGAUGCCUGGCAUGAGCAGGAGCAAUUCAGUUGGGAUCCAGGAUGCCUUUCCUGAUGGAAGUGACCCCACAUUCCAGAAGCGGAAUUCCAUGACUCCAAACCCUGGGUAUCAGCCCAGUAUGAAUACCUCUGACAUGAUGGGGCGCAUGUCCUACGAGCCAAAUAAGGAUCCUUAUGGCAGCAUGAGAAAAGCUCCAGGGAGUGAUCCCUUCAUGUCCUCAGGACAAGGCCCAAAUGGUGGGAUGGGGGACCCCUACAGCCGUGCUGCUGGCCCUGGGCUGGGGAAUGUGGCAAUGGGACCACGACAGCACUACCCUUAUGGAGGUCCUUAUGACAGAGUAAGGACUGAGCCUGGAAUAGGACCUGAGGGAAAUAUGGGCACUGGGGCCCCACAACCGAAUCUCAUGCCUUCCAACCCAGAUUCGGGGAUGUACUCUCCUAGCCGCUAUCCUCCACAGCAACAGCAGCAGCAGCAAUGACAUGAUUCCUAUGGCAAUCAGUUCACUACCCAAGGCACCCCUUCCUGCAGCCCCUUCCCUAGCCAGCAGACCACAAUGUAUCAGCAGCAGCAGCAGAAUUAUAAGCGGUCAAUGGAUGGCACAUACUGCCCUCCUGCCAAGCGGCAUGAAGGAGAGAUGUACAGCAUGCCAUACAACACAGGGCAGGGGCAGCCUCAGCAACAGCAGUUGCCCCCAGCCCAGCCCCAGCCUGCCAGCCAACAACAAGCUGCCCAGCCUGCAUGGCGUGUAAUGAUGUCACUCAAGUCUGGGCUGCUGGCAGAGAGCACAUGGGCAUUAGACACCAUUAACAUCCUGCUAUAUGAUGAUAACAGCAUCAUGACCUUCAACCUCAGUCAGGUUGGAGCAGGAGCCAGAAAAUGA